UUUGUAUACAUUUCAACACACGUAACCAGUUCUGGUGUUAGAAAAACACAAAAAAAAAAAACACGCACAUUGUUCGACAAACAGGUGGACUUCCAUUACAAUUUACGCAUCCACCGGGUUUAUUGUAUCUUUGAUAAGUUAAUUCGAGAAGCAAUGAAUGAAUUUUUGAUUAUUUUUCUCUGUUUCCCCCCCUUCGGAUGACCAAUCAGAUAACAGAAUGAACGCGAGGCGUUACGCACUCGUCUAUCGCUAUGGAAGACUCCGACCGAUCUUCAUUUAGCAAUCACCCUUUCACACGACAUUACAAACACCGAAAUCUCCAGAACUGUUCCACAUUUUUAUUAUGAAGUAAAAAUGAGCAGCAAACCGACAAACAGGUAUUUUGACGGGGAAAUUGGAGCUCCUUGGCAAGAACUUCUUCCAAAUGGUGUUCGUAAUGUUGGUGACGUAGAUGCCUCGUCUUGCACUCCAUUGGAUGAUCAAUCUCCGACAUCGAUCAAUCCCCCAUCUUUAGGAAGCAAAGAUGAAAACUCCAUGGUUAGAUAUCAACAGACAAAAAUAAUACCGGGAAGAAUACGAAAGCGUGUGGUGCUGAAAAAUGGCGUCGUUAAUUUAUCUAAAGCUCAUUUAUCCAAGAGAAGUCAACGCUACUUGCAAGAUAUCUUCACUACUUUAGUAGAUAUCAAAUGGAGAUGGAAUCUGUUGGUAUUUGCAAUGGGUUUUAUUCUUAGUUGGCUUAGUUUUGCCCUCAUCUGGUGGCUCAUCUGUAUGGCUCACGGAGAUCUGGAUCCUGUGGAUGACAAUUGGAAACCUUGCGUAGAAAGUUUAAAUUCUUUUACGUCUGCUUUCUUAUUUUCAGUCGAAACACAGCAUACUAUUGGAUACGGUUCAAGAUACACUACGGAAGAAUGCCCCGAAGCUAUCUUUAUUAUGGCCAUACAGUCCGUGACUGGUGUUAUGAUCCAAUGUUUUAUGGCAGGUAUUGUGUUUGCUAAAUUAUCCAGACCUAAAAAACGCUCCCAGACAUUAAUGUUCAGUCGUUAUGCGACAAUAUGUUUAAGAGAUGGCAAACUCUGCUUGACUUUCAGAGUUGGAGACAUGAGAAAAUCACACAUUAUAGGUGCAACUGUAAGUGCUCAGUUAAUCCGAAGGAAAACGACAGCUGAGGGAGAAAUCAUACCGUAUUAUCAGACAAGUUUAGAUUUAAAGUUUGACGAGGGUGCAGAUCGUGUCUUUCUGAUUUGGCCCGCUACUAUUGUACAUCAAAUCGACAGUAACAGCCCUUUUUAUGCUCUCUCUGCAGAAGACAUGUUGAGAGAGAGAUACGAAAUUGUAGUCAUUUUAGAAGGAACCAUUGAGUCUACCGGUCAGUCGAUUCAAGCCAGAUCUUCAUACCUCCCAAACGAAAUUCUCUGGGGUCAUCGUUUCGAACAGGUUGUAAGUUUUCGUAAAGAAACAGGAGAAUACUUAGUUGAUUAUAGUAAAUUCAAUAGUACUCAAGAAGUGGAGACUCCUCUUUGCAGUGCCAAAAUGUGUUAUGAAUACCAAAGAAUGGUUAAUGAUAUUCCUAGAAUCUUGCAAAGUCCAAGUUCGGCUAGACCAAUAAGAAGAUGCCUUUCUAACAUUGAACAACAUCAGCGUGGAAUUACAUUAGAUGGCGAAGAACCUUUCAUUGAUGAAUGUUAAAUUAAUUCAUAAAACAAAGCUCGAUACGUUACAAAUCAAUUUUUGAUAGACUAUAAUUUUAAAAACACCGUAUUAUUCCGAAUAUAGUACUAUCUUUUUUUCCGAAAUGUCUACUUCUCAGAGUAGUAUUUACUACAUGCAAGUUCUUUCUACCCUUAUACUUAGUAUUAUUGCAACAUCCUGCAGUUAAAAGUCUGUUUUACUCUACUCAAAUGUUGCUAGUGUGGUAUUUUACGUAGUUUUUACAUAAGAAAAAUUGGUGGACACGGGUCGUGUUGAAAAACGAAGCUCAACAUCUCGGCAGCUAAACAAGGAAAUAAGAAAUCAUUCGACUCAGUUUCAAAAGCACGAUUCUUCGAUAUGGCCAGAAUCAAUAAUUGUGAGGCAGCACGAAAAUUCGGAACGACGGAGGCAAACAUGGAGUACUAUUUUGUAGGCGAUUUUAUACAUGUAAAAAUAAAGGUUGCACUAUAUUCGGUUUGUUCUCCCUUUAUAUGAAGCACACCUUGAAACUUGGGGUCGUAUAUUCGGAACAAUACGGUCUUUUUUAAAACUCUUUCUGCCCUGUGAGCACUAAGAGGAUCUUUUUUUAGCAUGCCCAUUAUGGAUUUGACCAGUCUUACAACGGGGCAGAGACGGGGUCCGAAAUAUCCGGAUGGACUCGUCCUCAUUCGAUCUCGGAUCUCCCAGAGAAAGACUGCCAUCUAAACCGCUCUGUCAUCCGGAACAAUACUAUAUAAAGGCUUAAUUUAAAUUUUUAAAGUAGUAGUAUGUAAUUUAUAUACUUUUAUGCUUUUAUCUGCUUCAAGUAAAUUGUAACAGUCAUUUUUUGUGUGUAUAUAAACCCAAAAAAAAAAAACACAGUUAUCGACCAUUAGAGUGAAUUUUACAAAUAUCAAUUCAUAUUAAUUAUUAUAAAAAUAAGACCUUAUCAUAAAAGAAAUUUUUUGUUUAUAAUGGUAACUGUAGUUAAAGUCAGUUUGUAAUUUCAUAUCAAUUAAAAAUAUAAAUAUUUUUUGAAAGUUUUCCAAUUUUUUAAUGCAUAAAAACAAUCCCCAUUCAAAAUAUGAAUUCAUGUAAAAUACUAUUAUUUUAUGUAUUGUAAUCAAAAAGGAAGAUGUCAAAAUCACAGGUAGAUCAGAGAUUUUGCAAUAAGAUGACUAAGCUUCUUUUUUAUCCAAUGGUCUUUCGAAAUUAUUUUUGGAUCAUAAUAUAUAUACAUCAAUUGUUAAACUAUAUAUUUAUUC
Messenger RNA from Centruroides sculpturatus (bark scorpion), 2933 nucleotides. RefSeq names its product G protein-activated inward rectifier potassium channel 3-like. Gene Ontology annotation, molecular function: inward rectifier potassium channel activity. The transcript is spliced from 2 exons. Lineage: Eukaryota; Metazoa; Arthropoda; Arachnida; Scorpiones; Buthidae. Gene Ontology annotation, biological process: regulation of monoatomic ion transmembrane transport; potassium ion import across plasma membrane. The record is from RefSeq and is a predicted model, not a curated record. Bases 355 to 1686 code for a protein of 443 amino acids. Gene Ontology annotation, cellular component: plasma membrane.